Penicillium verhagenii is the source of this 1389-nucleotide messenger RNA. RefSeq lists its product as uncharacterized. Lineage: Eukaryota; Fungi; Ascomycota; Eurotiomycetes; Eurotiales; Aspergillaceae. The record is from RefSeq and is a predicted model, not a curated record. Gene Ontology annotation, cellular component: cytosol. The transcript is spliced from 2 exons. Gene Ontology annotation, molecular function: transaminase activity; pyridoxal phosphate binding. Bases 1 to 1389 code for a protein of 462 amino acids.
AUGGCCACCGACGAUUUCGUCGCAAGUUCCCACAUCCUCCAUCGGACUUUCUCCGAGCACCCCGUCAAAAUUGUAGGCGGCAACGGCAUCCACCUAAUCCUUGAAGAUGGCAAGAAAAUCAUCGAUGCCACCUGCGGCCCCUCCGUAUCCUGCCUUGGCCACACCCAGCCCGAGGUCGUCGAAGCGAUCACCAAUCACCUCAACAACAACAUCGCCUACGUUUACUCCGGCUCCCCCUUCACCAACGCCGCUACCGAGGAGCUUGCCGAUCUUCUCCUCGCCGAUAAGCCCGGCGGCUUAUCUAAGGCUAUCUUUGUUAAUUCCGGCAGCGAGGCAACUGACGCCGCUCUAAAGCUGGCUGUGCAGUAUUGGCAUGAGCGUGGCCAGCCCCAGCGCACCCAUGUCAUCGCCCGCAAACAGAGCUACCACGGCAAUACUAUCGGCGCCCUGUGUGUCUCGGGCCAUGAGUCGCGACGAGAAUUCUACAAGGACUUCAUGUCGCCGAAUGUGUCGUUUGUGGAUCCUUGCUAUGAUUACCGCAUGAAGGCGAAGACAGAAUCGGUCGAGGAUUUCGUGCAGCGCUUGGCGCGUCAGUUCGAAGAUGAGAUUCUUCGCGUUGGUCCCCAUCGCGUUGCCGCCUUCAUUGCCGAGACCGUUAGUGGCACUACCCUUGGCUGCUUGCCCGCUGUGCCGGGCUACUUCAAAGCUAUCCGCGCCAUUUGCGACAAGUAUGAAGUCUUGUUGAUUUUGGAUGAGGUUAUCUGCGGUAUGGGAAAAACUGGCACUAUGCACGCGUGGGAGCAGGAGGAUAUCCGUGGCCCCGAUAUCCAGACUAUCGGCAAGGCCCUCGGCGCAGGUUUCGUUCCUCUCUCGGGCGUCCUGCUCCACCAGAAAAUCUUCGACGCUUUGGCCGCCGGCUCUGGUGGUCUUGCCCACGGACACACUUUCCAGGCCCAUCCACUCGCAUGCGCCGCAGCUGUCGCCGUCCAGAAGAUAAUCAAGCGUGAUAAUUUGCUUGAGAAAGUCAUGCGAAGUGGAGCCAAGAUGUAUGGGAUUCUUACAACACAGCUCGGACCUCUUCCGUUUGUUGGCGAUAUCCGUGGCCGGGGCCUCUUCUGGGCUGUUGAGUUUGUCCUCGACAAGAAGGAGAAGACUGCCUUUGCGCGAGAGGAUGACUUUUGUGGUAAGGUUGUGCGGAAUGCUCGGGAAAUGGGCUUGAACAUUAUCGGUAACCUGGGCCACACUGGUGAGUACCAAGUUGAUCACGUCCUGAUCUGUCCGGCCUAUACGAUCACGGACUUUGAACUUUUGGAAAUGUGUUCAAUUCUGCGAAAUGCUAUUGCGAAGACGAGUGGGGAGUAUCUUGCUGAGUGGCUCAAGAAGACUUGA